AUGGCGCCCAACAUAUCCAUCCGCGAAUACAUCCGCUGGCUCCCAGACGAAGCAAGCGAACCCACCAGCACUUUCGUCCUCACCUCCGCCGAAAACAGAUUCGUCGACAUCCGCAUCCUCAAAGCCACAAACGACUCUCAACCGCACACCCAAACAGAAACCGUCCUCCCCUUCACCCGUCUCGACUGGGCUUUCGCCGGCACAUCGUCAAGUUCCAUCCGGUCAGAUCCCAACGACUCUGGCAAACAAAUCGUGCACUCGCAAUGGCGCCACUGGGUCGAUUCUCGCAGUGCGCAUGCCGAGGAGAUCGUGGAUGAAGGCGACAUGUUUCCUCAGCUGGACGGGACAACGCUGGAAAGUGGAGCAAUGGUCAAUCCUGCUACAGGACGCUUGACGCAGUACGAGGAGUGUUGGAGGGAUGUGGAGGCUGUUGCUACUGAGGCUACUGGCACUGCUGAUGGAGAGGGCAAGGCGAUGUGUGCUGUGCUUGUACUGCAUGAUGAUGUUAAUGGAGCGCGAGGGGUGGUUGUGAGGGUUGGGCAGUUUGUCCAGGGCAUUCUCAGGGUGGGAGGAUCUGUGAGUUUGGAGAGAUGGGCUUGGAUGAGGGAUGGAGGGUGGAUACGGGAGGUGAAGAUGGGGGAUAUGUGGUUGCCUUGUGGUGUGGUGAUGGAGGGGGAACGGGUGAGGCUUGGAGGGGAGGUGAAGUAUGGGGAUUUCGCGUGGAAGGUGGUGGAAUUGGGGGAGGUAUAG
This is a messenger RNA of Neohortaea acidophila, 750 nucleotides long. RefSeq lists its product as uncharacterized. NCBI's taxonomy places the organism in Eukaryota, Fungi, Ascomycota, Dothideomycetes, Mycosphaerellales, Teratosphaeriaceae. The transcript is spliced from 2 exons. The record is from RefSeq and is a predicted model, not a curated record. Bases 1 to 750 code for a protein of 249 amino acids.